Molecule: messenger RNA, 903 nt
Organism: Helobdella robusta
Lineage: Eukaryota; Metazoa; Annelida; Clitellata; Rhynchobdellida; Glossiphoniidae
Exons: 3
Coding region: 1-903 (300 amino acids)
Source: RefSeq, a predicted model, not a curated record
AUGGACAACAACACCAACACCAGCAACCCAGCAAAAAUCAUGGAGACGUCGACCUCGCUGGUUUCCUUCCAAAAACUUCAGCACUCCCCUGUCACUAGCAGUACUGACCACUCCGAUCACGUUGAACAGGUGGAAACCUUGGAACCAAACGAUUGUGCAGCCAACGUAGGAGCUUCACAUUCAUCUUCCAUCAACAACAUGGAUGGUGAUCAAAAUAUUGUUCAAAAGCGUAAAACUGAAAGUAUUUUUCAACCAUCAAAAAGAAAAAGAGCCAACGGGAGUAAGACAGAUAAGACGAAAAGAUUUGAAAGUGGCAGUGACAAUGUUGUUGAUUCAUCCACUGUGGCUCAAAUGUUGUCGCCAUCAUCCGCCUCUCUACCUGUAGUGCCUUUUUCAGCUCCUACCAAAACAAAUUUUGUAUCAUCGCCAUCUUCCACGUCGUCAUCGUCUUAUAAUCGACACACAACUUUCAACGUCUUCAACAUCUUCAUCAUCGUUAUCACCCUCACCAACUCCACCUGGCAUUUCAAGUCACCAAUCUUCCUAUUCGCAAAUAUUAUCUCAAAACGUUUCAUCUUCUCCUUCUAUGUUCUCAUCAUCUCUAAUUUCAUCCUAUUCAUCACCGCCGCUCAUCACAUUCCCACCACUACAUCCCUCUUCCUCCUUAUCUUUAUCUCCAUCAGAUUUUCAAUCUGCACUGUUGUCAACUUCACAGACUCCAUUCUUUCCACCACCAUCAACAUUGCCAACCUCUCAUUCCAUUUCGACCAAGAGCCGCCAACUCUUGGCUACUCAUAUAUCUUCAACUCAAGUUCGCCAAACGGGCAGAUGAACAACGCACCAGUCGUUCACACAACGACUACGAACAAUAAAAGUUGCAUCAAAAGAACUUGGGAGUCUUGA